AUACGAAGAGGACAAGGUGGGGGACAUCGUCCUCAAAGGCUGAAGCUCCUGAGUGGUCCGUCGAGCCGUAUUUACCAACACGCUUUCGCUGAAAAAUCUUUUGUGCGACCUCCUGCAAGCAAAGUGCUGCUUUUUUUCAGCGUAUUCUUAGAUCGCGAAUAUACUUAGUUGCUUGUUCUUAUCAAUUGUUAAUUUACUCUAAUUUUUUUGAUUUGAAUAAAGGAUGACACUGGAGUGGGGCUAUAACCAAGAAAAUGGUCCAGAAAAAUGGUGCCAAAGUUAUCCGGCAGCAGCAGGAACCCGUCAAAGUCCCAUCGAUAUUCGACCCGUAGACCUCAAGUCGCUGAACACCAACGCUAAAUUAACUUGGAAGUAUGUUCCGGAAAAUACUAGGGAAGUGUGCAAUCCCGGAUAUGGCUGGAAAGUUGGCGUUGAUGGUAAAGGAUCGGAACUCAAUGGAGGUCCUCUUGAAGGCGUCUAUGUUCUGGAACAGUUUCAUUGCCAUUGGGGUAAGACAAACGAUGAAGGAUCUGAGCAUACUAUUAAUGGACAAAAAUUUGCUGGAGAGUUGCAUUUAGUUCACUGGAACACAACAAAAUAUUUAUCUUUUGAUGAAGCUGCCAAGCAACCUGAUGGAUUGGCUGUCCUUGGAGUUUUCUUAAAACCAGGCAAAAAACAUUUGGAACUAGAGAAAGUUGUGGCUCAAUUAAGCAAAAUCCAAUUCAGAGGCGAGUCAGCUAAAAUUUUGCAGCCAAUCAAUCCUGGUGAAUUUCUACCGGAAAACAGCGGCUAUUACACUUACCAUGGCUCUUUAACCACACCACCUUGUUCUGAAUGCGUUAUCUGGAUCGUUUUUAAGGAGCCAGUUGAAGUAUCCGAGGAGCAACUUAAAGAAUUCAGAAGUCUCAGAUGCUACAGCAACAAAGACUCUUGUCCUUGUGACGAAUUCAAGGGUUUUGUCAAGAGUAAUUUCAGGCCCACUUUACCACUGGGCCAGAGGGAGGUUAAAGAGUGCAGGCAAUGAAGUGGCAAAAAGAUAGGAAAACUUACGCUUACCAUAGUAGAUCAUAAAAUGGCAUUAUUUUAACUUUAGCUUUAGAAUGCUUUUUAGUUUGACAGCGGAAAGUGAAAGAUAAUCCUGACGAAAUGGUGAAUCAAUUUUUUAAGUUUGCGUUAUUUUGUCAGGGAUUUGUGAUUAGUCAAUAUAUACUCAUCUAAGGGACCUUAAAUGUGCUGGGAAAAAGCAACAAGUGCAAUAUAUAUUUUAAUAAGAUGUAUACUUAUACUAAAAAGAAUAUUUUAUAGCUAAUAUUAUAAUAUCUUGUUUUAGAGAUGUGUUCCUAUUAUAUGCACAUUUUAUUGUAGUCAUAGGUGAAGUUACCUUUUUGUAGCUUUUUUGGAAAUAAAAUCAAUAGUUAUAUUUUGAAGCAA
Messenger RNA from Ceutorhynchus assimilis (cabbage seed weevil), 1431 nucleotides. The record is from the annotation of a GenBank genome assembly. NCBI's taxonomy places the organism in Eukaryota, Metazoa, Arthropoda, Insecta, Coleoptera, Curculionidae.